GUAUUUUUUCUCAUGAGUCAUGAUUAUCAAUAAUAUGAUAAAAGUUCAGAAGAGGACAAAACCGGUCCAUUUAUGAUGCUCACGACUGCUAAUAUUAUCACUUAAAAGUUACAAAAUAAAAACAAACCCGUAAGCCGUAAGGUAACACAGUUCCUUUAACCUAAAAGCCUAAAACCUGUCCAAAAAAAGCUUUGAGAGUUAAGUUAGAGAGAAGGUUGAUAUAAAAGAUAUGUUGGAAGGGAAAGCGAAGGUGGAAGAGACAGACAUGCCAGUGAAGAUGCAGAUGCAAGCAAUGAGCAUUGCUUCUAAAACUCUCGAUCUUUUUGAUGUCUUUGAUUGUCAAUCCAUCGCUGCUCACAUCAAGAAGGAGUUUGAUGAGAGAUAUGGGAGUGGUUGGCAAUGUGUGGUGGGAUCAAAUUUUGGGUGUUUCUUCACACAUUCUAAAGGAACUUUCAUCUAUUUUCAUUUGGGGACCCUCAACUUCCUCAUCUUCAAAGGCGCUGCUCUUUAGUUUCUAUACCACAUCCCAUCUUUUUUCUUUUUUCUUUUUAAACUCAAAGCAGUUACGUUUUGUUUGUUUGUAAGUAUAGUUCUUGUUUCCAAUAAAACUGUGAGAUCACGUAUCUGUAUAAUAUGGCUUUUAGGGAUUAAUUAAGAGAAACACAUAGCAGAUUAAACUAAUUUAAAUUAGAAAGUAUGAAAAUUGAAUUGGAUAGUACUAAAUACAACAUC
This is a messenger RNA of Thlaspi arvense, 732 nucleotides long. The record is from the annotation of a GenBank genome assembly. Lineage: Eukaryota; Viridiplantae; Streptophyta; Magnoliopsida; Brassicales; Brassicaceae.